AUGGAGGUCCAUCAACAUCUUCCGCUCGAACUCGUGCUCAACAUCAUCACCUGCUCCCUCCCAGCCUCGGAUGCGAUACUCUCUCCGUUUCAUGACGUGACGAAACUGCUGCUUACCUUUACCUUGGUCUGCCAUGAGACGAGACGCCUGGCCAAUCGCUAUCUUCGCGAACGAUGUGUGUACCUCUCAUCCUCAAAGCGAUUGAGUUCAUACCUCUUGGCAAUCAAGAACGAAUCCGAGCUUCGCAAUGUCUCUGCCUUGUUCUUGUCACCGUUCCAAGAGACUAUUGAUGACCUACCUCUGUGCUCUUGGGUCCGUGAGCUCUUCAAUUACACCUGCAGUACUCUCAAAAGACUGGUCAUUGAUAUCCCUCUGCGGAGUCUGUACCCAGAAGACGAUCACCUCGCAGUCAGGCGGGUACUAAGGGAAGGCUUUGAGCGGCUGGAGAACCUUGAAGAGCUCGUUAGCACACGCGAUGAGCUUUACCUCGAAGUCACAGACGGUGUCCCCCAUCCCGUAGUCUGGAGGAGCUGGAAGAAGCUGAAGCGUCUGGCCCUCUACAACGUUGAUCUUACCUUCUACUUCUGGCAAGACAUUGCACGACUACCCGCCAUAGAGACCUUGGUCCUUUCGCGCUCCGAUGGAAACGAUGAGUCACUGGAUGAUUGGGCGGAGUACUUCAAAUCCACUCAACGGCCCUUCAAAAUUAUCAUGUUAGGUUCUGAUCGCCGGCGUCUGAUACCCGAUCGGCUGCUUUCAGGCCGAAUCAAGAACAGAAACGAGGUGGUCGACAUACCCAUGAUCAGAUCAAUUUGGCUACAUCACACAAUAGACUUCUCAAUCCAUGAGUGCCAAAGCUUCGUACAAGAGCAUGCCGAGAAGGGCACCUUGUGGGACCUCGAACAGGGAACGAUUCCCUGCAAUGGUCGACCAUAUGUCGAUGAGCCUUAUCUUGCCCAACUAGGCGAUCACUGGCUGAUGGUAGACGAGCGUCGGAGAGCUUGGUCUCAUGCACCCCGUACGUUUAGCUGCCGCCAUGGUCCAGCAAACUUCGGCUUCUUCGAGAGCUACAUUUCAGGUGGUUUUGACUGAGCCAAUCUAGAAUCGAAACCACCAACGUGGUCCUUGGUGGACCGAAAUUCUCCGCCAAGCAUCGCCAAGCGUCUCUCGGAUCAUGCUGAUAUCGAGCUCAAAUCCUCAACAUUUAGAUUGCAGAUGAUUAUUGGUCAUGUCAAUUGA
Messenger RNA from Ascochyta rabiei, 1239 nucleotides. RefSeq lists its product as uncharacterized. The record is from RefSeq and is a predicted model, not a curated record. Bases 1 to 1092 code for a protein of 363 amino acids. Lineage: Eukaryota; Fungi; Ascomycota; Dothideomycetes; Pleosporales; Didymellaceae. The transcript is spliced from 2 exons.